AUGCAAGUCAACCUGGAUCGCGGACGCGCGGCGACACUUGAGUGCCUACGUGCAGCUGCGAUGCAGGGUUAUGCAAUUAUUUUAAUGCAAGAACCAUAUGUUGGUGUUAAAGCUCAUCUAUCAGCGGGUUCCCAAUACCGCAUUAUUCAAAAGGUAACAAAUGACAGAAAUAAACCAGUUAGGUCGGCAAUUGUUAUCUGUGAUCCAAAAAUUCAAUUCACUGUAAAUCCUAAUCUUCUUUCUGAAGACAUAGUUGGUGUUGAACUUAAGAUUAAUUAUUCUAAUAUAGGCUUAAUUAGUAUGUAUCUCCACGAAAAUGCAGACCUUGAAGAAGAUCUACAAACAAUUAAAAACUACGUAGCAAAUAUGAACACCGAUGACAUCAUUAUUGGAGGGGAUUCCAACGCACGUAGCAUCUGGUGGGGUUGCAAUGCCGACAACAACAGAGGAAAAACUAUCAUGGAAACGUUAGCUGAGCUAAACUUAGACAUCUUAAAUUUGGGUACAAAACCAACUUUCGUUGCUCAUAGAUUAGGAAAAUUAUGCACUAGCAUAAUUGAUGUCACAGCCUGCUCGUCAUCAUUACUACACCGAAUAAAAGACUGGAGAGUAGAUGACCAGCUCUGCACAAUCUCAAACCAUAAAGCAAUAUUAUUUAACUUACAUACAGGAAACAUUAAAACUGAAAUUAUCACUAGGGGCACAAAAAUAUAUAAUACUAAAAAAGCGAAUUGGGAAAAACUAAAGAACGAUUUAAAAGCCGAACUGCAAAAACAAAAUAUUGUAAAAAAUAAAAUUGAAGAAAUCAAAUCACAUCAAGAGCUAGAAGAUAUUAUUAACAAAUACACACAAUGUAUACUGGCAGCUUGCAAUAACAGCAUACCUCUUAUUAAACAGGAACGGAAAACAAAAAUAGCUCCUUGGUGGAACAACGAAAUACAAGAAAAAAAGGUAAUCAUGAUCAGGAAAAGACGAAGGAUAAAAAACGCACACCCUGGGAGAAGAAAACAUGUAGUAGAACUAUAUUUGGAAGCGAGACGCGACUAUAUAAACGCUAUUGAAAACGCCACAACUAUAAGCUGGGUGAAUCUUUGCAAUAAAGAGGAAAAGGAAUCUAUGUGGCAAAGAACAUACCGAAUCUUAAAAAUAUGCUCAAAUAGAGAAGAGGACAAACUGCUUCGGAACUCCAGUGGCCGAAUUCUUUCAGAGAUAGAAUCAGCUGAAUACCUUGCUAAUACGUUUUAUCCAGAGGACAACCCGGACAUGGACAAUGAAGAGCAGGCCGAGAUGAGAAAUAACACGCAAAAUAUUAUAAAUAAAAUCAAUAACGAACAUAUCCCUACCCCAAAUUUAUUCACUCAAAAUGAAAUUGAACAAAUUCUUAGGAACAUAAACCCAAAGAAAGCUCCUGGAGCAGAUGGACUAACAUCGGACAUUUGCCAAGCUGCGUUUGAGAGCAACCCUGAAGUACUCCAAUCUAUUUAUAAUAAAUGCCUAAUAAUAGGUCAUUUUCCAAAAUUAUGGAAAAAUGCUACUAUAAAGAUUAUUCCCAAACCAAAUAAAGAGGACUACACUCAACCGAAGGCAUACAGACCAAUUGGCCUAUUACCUGUGUUGGGUAAAAUACUAGAAAAAUUAUUUAUCAACCGGGUCCAAUGGCAGUUAGGAAAAGAGAAUAAAAUGAACCACAGACAGUACGGCUUCACACCCCAAAAAAGUACCGAAGAUGCCCUAUAUGACACUAUGGCGCUAAUAAAAAAAGGACUAAAAGAGAAAUCCAUUGUUGUACUGGUGUCGUUGGAUAUAGAAGGCGCGUUUGACAAUGCCUGGUGGCCAGCCAUUAUCAAUGAGCUUCACUCCAAAAAUGUUGACGCGUCUAUGUUAAGGCUCAUAAUUAGCUACUUGUCGGAAAGAGAAAUACACCUCAAGUACGCUGGACAAGAAAUUAAGAAACCGACAAAUAGAGGUUGCAUCCAAGGCUCUACAUGUGGACCCAUGUUCUGGAAUACUCUACUCGAUCCAUUAUUGCAAACAACGGAGAACACACAAGCCCAUGUACAAGCCUUUGCAGACGAUAUCUUGAUUAUCGCCAGUAACCAAGACGGACAAAAACUAGAGAUAACCUUAAACCACACUCUUAAAAUAAUAACAGAAUGGGGCAAAAAACAUAAAUUAAGAUUUGCUCCCCAUAAAACUCAGUCGGUGCUAAUAACAAGGAAACAAAAAUUUCAUCGGCCUUUGCUAAAAAUGGAAGAAGUAGAAUUACAAUACUUGGAUCAACUGAAAGUUCUGGGCUUAACAAUAGACCAAAAUAUAAAUUUUAAGCCCCAUCUGGAUAAUGUUUGUCGCAAGGCUAUUAAUAUUUACAAAAUGGUCUCAAGAGCAGCGAGGGCUAACUGGGGCCUGAACUCAGAUAUAUUGAGAACAAUCUACAUGGCAGUCGUAGAACCAACCAUAUUGUAUGCUGCCAGCUGCUGGGCCGAAACAACAGACAAAAAGUAUAUUGAACGCAUACUCAACAGAAUGACCCAGAUUUUUGGUAUACGAAUUAGUAAAGGACAUAAGACUAACUCCCUGAUCUCCAGUACACUCUUAUCAAAAAUAAUACCGCUAGCACUAAGAGCCAAAGAGAACGCUAGUAUAUAUGAAAUUAAGAGAGGCAAACCUAUAGAGCUUUUACCAGGAAGAGAAAUCGAAACAAGAAUAAGCCCCUAUGAUCUCCCACAUCCUUGUGAAAGAAUACAACGUAACUUCAAACACGUAAAUAACCAGAAAGAUAUUGACGAGAUAAAAAACGACUGGGUUAGAAUCUUCACCGAUGGAAGCAAGAUCGACGGAAAAGUGGGAGCAGCAGUAACAGUUUGGCACAAUGGACUCGAAAUUAAAACAAUAACUUUCAGACUGGAGAGCUACUGCAGUAUUUACCAAGCGGAGAUGAUGGCAAUACAAAGAGCGCUAAAAUAUAUAAUAAGCAAAAAAUAUCCAGGUGCAAAUAUAAUUAGCGAUUCUAGAUCGGCAAUUACCACUAUCUGUGACCCAGUGUCUCUUAAUCCAAUAGCAUCAGAAAUACGAACAAUGAUCAAGACUUUAGAAGACAACCGGAAGCAAGUCGAGCUUUAUUGGAUUAAAGCACACUGCGGAAUACAAGGCAACGAAAGAGCAGAUGAACUUGCUAAGCAGGCAGCUAUAAAAAAUAAGCAAAGCCCGGCUUAUGAUAAAUUCCCAUUGUCGUAUGCAAAGCGCCUCACCAGAAAUACGACUCUGCAAAUAUGGCAAAGGAAGUACGAACAAGCAACAACCAGUAGUAUAACGAAAAAGUUCUUUCCAAAUAUUGUUAAAGCCUAUAAGAUAUUAAAAAGUAUAAAAAUGAAUAACUUAGUUACACACUUGUUUACCGGUCAUGGGGGAAACAAAGCCUAUUUGUAUAAGUAUAAAUUAUCCUCAUCCCCAUGCUGCAUAUGCGAUGAAAAUACAGACCAAACUAUAGAGCACAUUGUCAUUGAUUGCCCACGUUUUGGGAAAAGAAGAUUCGAGACCGAGUGCAGCAUGGGUGUGGAGAUAGUAGCAGAAAACUUAAAAUUUAUUAUAGAAGAUGACUAUUGCCGACCUAUCUUUAUGAAGUUUGCCCUUUUGGCAUUAAAAAGCAUAAGUAAAGAAAAUGGUAGUAAAAUUAUAGAUUAA
Molecule: messenger RNA, 3681 nt
Organism: Parnassius mnemosyne (clouded apollo)
Lineage: Eukaryota; Metazoa; Arthropoda; Insecta; Lepidoptera; Papilionidae
Source: the annotation of a GenBank genome assembly